GAGCCGGCGCCAAGAUGGCGGCUCUGACAGGCGGAGGGCGGCCGCGCCGGGGGCCGCGCGGGCCGGAGCGGAGCCGCCGCGGCUGAGCCCCUGGGCCGCCCUCGAGGCAGGCACCCGGCCGCCGGGACCCAGGACAUGGUGCGACCCGCGCCGGGCCGCCGCCGUCGCCGCCGCCGCUGAGCUCGCGGGCCGCGCCGGGCUCGACCGUGGGAGCGGGAGGAUGCUUUCCGCGCUCAAGAAGCUGGUGGGGUCGGAGCAGGCUCCGGGCCGCGACAAGAAUAUCCCCGCCGGGCUGCAGUCCAUGAACCAGGCGCUGCAGAGGCGCUUCGCCAAAGGGGUGCAGUACAACAUGAAGAUAGUGAUCCGAGGAGACAGGAACACGGGCAAGACUGCGCUGUGGCACCGGCUCCAGGGCAAGAAGUUUGUGGAGGAGUACAUCCCCACGCAGGAGAUCCAGGUCACCAGCAUCCACUGGAACUACAAAACCACUGAUGAUAUCGUGAAAGUUGAAGUCUGGGACGUAGUUGACAAAGGGAAGUGCAGGCGGCGAGGUGAUGGCUUGAAGGUGGAGAACGACCCCCAGGAGGCAGAGUCCGAGAUGGCCCUGGACGCUGAGUUCCUGGACGUGUACAAGAACUGUAAUGGGGUGGUCAUGAUGUUCGACAUCACCAAGCAGUGGACCUUCAACUACAUCCUGCGGGAGCUUCCCAAGGUGCCGACCCACGUGCCAGUGUGCGUGCUGGGGAACUACCGCGACAUGGGCGAGCACCGAGUCAUCCUGCCUGAUGAUGUGCGCGACUUCAUCGACCAUCUGGACAGGCCUCCAGGCUCCUCGUACUUCCGCUACGCCGAGUCCUCCAUGAAGAACAGCUUUGGCCUAAAGUACCUUCACAAAUUCUUCAAUAUCCCGUUUCUGCAGCUUCAGAGAGAGACCCUGCUCCGGCAGCUGGAGACGAACCAGCUGGACGUGGACGCCACGCUGGAAGAGCUGUCCGUGCAGCAGGAGACCGAGGACCAGAACUACGACAUCUUCCUCGAGCUGAUGGAGGCACGCAGCCGUGGCCACGCGUCCCCACUGGCAGCCGACGGGCAGAGCCCAUCCUCAGGCUCCCAGUCUCCAGUGGUGCCUCCCAGCGCUGUGUCCACAGGGAGCUCCAGCCCCAGCACACCCCAGCCAGCCCCACAGCUGCCCCUCCACACCCCCUCAGCCAGCCCCUGUCCCCCACCCCCCACAGAGGCCCCACUGCCCCCUGCAGCCCCUGCCCCACGGCGCAGCAUCAUCUCGAGGCUGUUUGGGACCUCGCCAGCUGCCGAGGCAGCCCCUUCACCCCCAGAGCCAGCCCCAGCUGCAGAGGCCCCAACCAAAGUCCAGAACGUGGAGGAUUUCAUUCCCGAAGAAGGCCUUGACCACAGCUUUCUGGAUGACACAGUGCCCCAGAAGGAUGAGAAGAAAGUCGGAGCCAAGGUCCUACAAGACAGUGACAGCGAUGGGGAGGCCCCAGGUGGGAACCCGCUGGUGGCAGGUUUCCAGGAUGAUGUGGACGUUGAAGAUAAGCCGCCCAGCAGGCCCCGACUGCCCCUGGGCCCCAGGGAAGACGUGACUUCUUCCAGUGAGGAGGAAGCAGAGGGGGUGGCGGUGCACCCCAGGGCCACUGUCCUGGUCCCCGAGAAGUGCUCUGAGCCAGAGACCAAACGGCCCUCCACAAAGGCCGCGAGGCUGCGCAGGGGUGCGGCUCCCAGGGCUGUGGAGUCCCGCCGGCCAGGCGUCCGCAAGUCCCCCACCGAGGACCCCUCUGGAGGGCAUGAGGAGGGCAAGGACCAGCAGGCAGCGUCGUCAGAGAGUGACCCUGAAGGGCCCAUCGCCGCCCAGAUGCUCUCCUUUGUCAUGGACGACCCCGACUUUGAGAGCGACUCGGACCCUCAGCGGAGAGCGGAUGAGUUCCCAGUGCGAGAGGACCUCUCUGACGAGACAGACGAGCAUGCUGGUCCUGCCCAGCCACCCCCACCCCCCAAGCCGCCUGUGUCCUCCUUCAGACUGAAGAAUGACUCGGACCUCUUCGGGUUGGGACUGGCGGAAACGGGCCGCAAGGAGAUCAGCGAUGAAGGUAAGGAGGGCAAGCCUCCCACGAAAGAGAAGAAGAAGAAGAAGAAGAAAGGCAAAGAGGAGGAAGAAAGGGCCGCGAAGAAAAAGGGCAAGCCUAAGAAGAGCAGAGACAAGGAGGAAGGCAGGCAGGAGCGGCGGCGGCGGCCCAGGGCUACAGAGAGCACCGCUGUGGACGAGCUGGAGGCCUUCCUGGGGGGCGCAGCGCCGGGGGGCCACCUCCGCGGGGGCGGGGACUACGAGGAGCUGUAGGCCUAGCCCCGCCCCCCCGCCGGGGUGGGGACGCGCCGCGGGCCCCCUCCUGGCCCCUGGGGCUGCGGGGGCCACGCUGCAGGGAGUGGGCCAGCGGGCGGUGGGCGGGGCUCUGCAGGCCGCCGGCCCCCAGCGCUUCUCAGGGAUGGGACUGAGGCCCAGGAGGCCGCGAGGCUGUUUACAGGGCGGGGCACGUCCUCGUCACCGGCCUGGCUCCUGCUUGCCCCCAGCCCGCUGCACUCGCUCUCCCAGGCCCCCCCGCACGUGGGUGGGCUCCGCUUCCUGCCCCUUCUGGCAUGGGGGGGGCACACCCCCCGGCAGCACCGGCGCCUUCCCCAGGCUAGGGUCCAGCUUUGCACCUGCGCUGGGCUUGCUGCCAGCCAGGCCAGGGGGGUCCUCAGACACUGUUUCCUCUCGUUCUCCUUCAACACUCCGACCAUAAAGCUCUCCUGUUUUACUGUG
Callorhinus ursinus (northern fur seal) is the source of this 2815-nucleotide messenger RNA. RefSeq names its product RAB, member RAS oncogene family like 6 (gene RABL6). NCBI's taxonomy places the organism in Eukaryota, Metazoa, Chordata, Mammalia, Carnivora, Otariidae. The record is from RefSeq and is a predicted model, not a curated record. Gene Ontology annotation, molecular function: GTP binding. Gene Ontology annotation, cellular component: cytosol; nucleus.